This is a messenger RNA of Symbiodinium sp. CCMP2592, 3735 nucleotides long. NCBI's taxonomy places the organism in Eukaryota, Dinophyceae, Suessiales, Symbiodiniaceae. The record is from the annotation of a GenBank genome assembly.
AUGCCGAGUGCGCAGUUCAAGGUGAACGACCUGGUCUUCGUGCCAUGCCCGGAAGGCAAAGCAGAGGAAGGGCCCUUCAUGUCGGGAGUUGUUUCCGAAGCGCCGGAAGCGGGCGAUCUGGUCGUCAAGGUCGGUAAAACGCAGCAGCGCGUCCCAGCAUCGAACCUGCGCCGGAGGUUUAUUCGUGAUGAUGGCGCCACCUGCCAAGACAACACCGCCUUGGUGCACCUGAACGAUGCGACGAUCCUGGAGAAUCUCCGUGCGCGACAUGAGGCUGAUGAGAUCUACACCUACACAGCCAGCGUGCUCCUUGCAGUGAACCCGUACCAUGAUGUGACUGGGUUGUACGGCGAGGCGCAGUGUGCUCGAUACCGUGGGAAGCACAUCGGAGCACUGCCACCGCAUCCCUACGCAAUCGCAGAUACGGCCUACAGGGCCCUGGUACGAGAUCACAAGAACCAAGGCUUCAUUAUCUCUGGAGAAAGCGGUGCUGGAAAGACCGAGACUGCAAAAAUCGUCAUGGAGUACUUGGGCUACGUGUCCGGGUCAACGAAUCAAAUGACCGCCCAGAUCCAGAGGCGAGUGCUACAAGCACAGCCGAUCCUGGAGUCAUUCGGAAAUGCAGUCACUAUGAGGAACAACAAUUCCUCGCGCUUCGGAAAGUACAACAGCAUCUUCUUCGAUGAGGAUGGCACCUUGUGUGACGCCAGCGUUACCACGUAUCUCUUGGAAAGCUCUCGGGUCGUCGUGCAUGCGAAGCGCGAAAGGACAUACCACUGCUUCUACGAGAUGCUUAGUGGCCUACCCGAUGAGAAGCUGAAGAAGCUGCAUUUGGACAGAGCGAAGUUGUACUUGCUGCUGGCGAACGAGGGCCAGGCAUCAGCCACGCAGGAGGAGACUGCCGAGGAGAAGCGAUUCCAUGCUCAAUUCAAGGAUCUCGACAUCCGCAACUUCAACCGGCUGUGUGUUGCUCUCCGCGAUGUCGGCUUCAGUGAGGAAGACAUCGACCUGACCUUCCAGGUGCUUGCCGGCCUGGUCCACCUGGGUGAUUUAUCCGGGGCCGAGAGGGACGACGAUGACGAAAGUGCCACCAUCCAGCUCGACGAAGAGACCUUGCAGAAGGCGGGCGAGUUGCUCGGCAUAGACCCUUCCGAACUGGGCAGCGCCCUGCGCCGGCGCAAGGUGAAAAUCACGCGUGUUGGCCGGGAGUCGAUCCAUGAGGUCCCUCGAACAACCCUUCAAUUCCGCCAUGCCCUGUUCAGCCUCAUCAAGGCGCUCUACAAACGUCUUUUUGAGCGUUUGGUGGCCCGCAUCAACGGUUCGUUUUCCGAGCUACGAAAGCCUGCGACUGGAGAGGAUGAAGUCGAGCGCUGCCAGAUUGGCAUCCUGGACAUCUACGGCUUCGAGCGUCUUCAGCGCAACUCCUUCGAGCAGUUGUGCAUCAACUUGGCGAACGAGCGCCUCCAGCAAUACUUUGUGGAGAAUGUGCUCACUGCAGAGCAGAAUUUGUAUCGCCGUGAGGGACUGCCUUGGACCGGCCUGACCCUACCUGACUCGACCCCCGUUGUGACUGCCAUUGCCUGCACCUUCAAGACGCUGGAUGAGUACAGUCAGCAGCUUGCAAAAGGCUUUGAGAAGACCUCGGACGAGGGUUUCUGUCAGAAGACCGUGGAGGAAGCCCAGAAGGACCCACAGCGCAAGGAAGUCUUGAAGCCGCUGAAGAUGUCUAACAAGCGUGGAAGCUCAGCAGGCUUGGCAAUGAACGAGGGCUUCAUCGUCAAGCACUAUGCUGGACAGGUGGAAUACAACACGAAAGGCUGGUUGGACAAGAACAACGAUCGCCUCCUUGUCGAGUGUGAGGAGUUGAUCUGCGGCUCGGAGUGCAACUUCGUGCGAACCUUGGGAGACGACGAGAAGAGCAAGGUGCUCUUCCGCUCCAUCAGCAAGAAGUACUCGGCGGACUUGGAAAACUUGCUGAAGACGCUCAACCAGUGCCAUCUACACUAUAUCCGCUGCUUCAAGCCUAACGAGCUCCAAAAGCGCAGCAUCUUCAACGACAAUCUGGUGCUGGACCAGAUCGUUCAGUGUGGAACCAUUGAGUUGGUCAAGAUCAUGCACGAUGGGUAUCCGAACCGCUGUGUCUUCGACGAACUGGUCGCUCGUUUCCGUAGCUUGCUGCCGGACAGUUUCCAGCGGUACGGCAACCGGACCUUUAUCGAAGCACUCAUGCUGGCCUAUGAUGUGCCCAAAGAGGACUGGGCAUUGGGAAUGUCCCGGCUGUUCCUGAAAGCUGGGCAGCUGAAGGCUCUCGAAGACCUUCGCUCCAAAGGCGCCAAGCCUGACACAGAAAAGCUGCAGCAGAUCGUCCGUGGCAUCGUCCGGAAGAGGUGGGUCAGAGCAGGCCACGCGGUGCGGCUCUGCAACUACUUCCCGAGGUUCCUCUCCGCCAUCCGUGCAGCACAAGCGGUCCGUGCUUUGGCGACUCGGGCCCUCCUUGUCGGUCGGCUGCAGAAACUCCGGGAAGCAGCGAGGCGGAAGAUGGCGCUACGACGCCGGUUCCAGGUCUUGGUGCGCGUGGCCGUGCUGACCAAGCGCUUCGUCGACAAGCUGAGCACGAAGGUUCGACGACAACGAGCCUGGAAGCGAUUGAGCACAACAGUUGGCACCUGGCUGCUGUUGCAGCAGAGGGUACUUCCCUGGCUGGCCCGAAGCCGGAGGUCGAUCCAGCAAAAGAUCGAGGAUGAGAGGCGCGAGAACGAGCGAAGGGCCGCCGAGGAGAUGCAGAGAAUCGCAGAAGAGAAGCGCAGAGCGGAAGAAGAGCGGCGGAAAGAAGAAGAGGAGUUCCAGCGGAAGGUGGAAGAGGAUCGUCGGAAGCUGGAAGAGGAGAAGCGAGAGGCAGAAGAGCGCCUGGCUGCUGAGAAGGCAGCUGCGCUGGCCGAGAUCGAGAACAUGAGGCUUCAAGCUCAGGAGGAGCAGCGCAAGGAAAUGGAGAGAAUGCGCGAGGAGCUGGAAAGGCUGAAAGCAGAUCAGGAAUUCUUCAAGAUGGAGAAAGAAAAGCAGCUGAGAGCAGAGGCGCCCCCGCCCAUCAUGGAAGUGGCGUCACCCUGCCGAAGUUCUCCGAACAGGCGGAACUCGAAGACGCUGCCGGAGGAUGACUCGUGCUCUACGGCCCUCGUGACAGAUGACUAUGAUGUUGGAAGCAGCAUGUCGGUGGUGCUUCAAGACAGAGAACGCGCGCAGAUGGAGACAAGAAUCAAGGCGCUGGAAGAGGAUGCCGCCAAGAGGCAGAAAGAAGUCUCCACCCUGGUGCACAUGCUCAUGUGCAAGAACAGAGCGCUGGACUUAAGGAUCGAGGCCGAGUGGGACAGCGGCAUGCCUCCCGACAGCGAGUAUCCUCUCAUCGGCUUGGCCCCGACCACCCCUCGGGCGAGCGACGCGAGGAGGCUUUCCCGUGGCUCAUCCAUCUAUCAGGCGGACCCCAGGCAGCAGCGGCGGCAGAGUUUCGCUAAUAACGACAAGAGAUGCUGGAAGGAACAGCGUGAGUUCCUGCUGGAAGACAUCUAUCCUCUCGGCCAGCCGAACACGAAGAGCACGCCCAGCAAGCCGCGCGAAAGGCGGCAAAGCGUCGGUGGAUCUGCCGAAGAAGCCAUCCAGGGAGAGCGUGUUCGCAGGAAGACACAGGCCGAGUCCGGCGGCGGCUUCAUGAAGCGGGCACUCGAUGGCUUGGGUCUCUGA